Molecule: messenger RNA, 3677 nt
Organism: Hypomesus transpacificus
Lineage: Eukaryota; Metazoa; Chordata; Actinopteri; Osmeriformes; Osmeridae
Gene: pcsk5b
Product: proprotein convertase subtilisin/kexin type 5b
Biological process (GO): peptide hormone processing
Cellular component (GO): trans-Golgi network; Golgi membrane
Molecular function (GO): serine-type endopeptidase activity
Source: RefSeq, a predicted model, not a curated record
UCGAGUCUCGAGAGUGUGGCUAGCUAGUUAUUUGGGGGGAGGCGCUGUAGCCAUUUCGUCACAUUAAAGACUGAAAGAGAAGCUACAUCGAGUCCCGGGGAAAAUAAAUUACCUCUCAGAUCUGCAUACAGAUUACCCCUGUGCUCCGCCGCAAAGGAGCACUAGCGAAAACUUCGAACCCCAUGCACAGCACGAGGAGGAGCGAGACCAGGACCGUGUAACGGGAUUCUAGGCAUUUUUAGGAUUCCGUUUUCCGUUUUUUUUUCUUUCUAUGCGUGUAUGUGGAGGUUGAGCGAACAGUUCUAUGAGAAUCCUGCUUGCUUUGCGGCGAGAAGAGAAGUUUGGUUGUUUGUCUAGUUGGAGGAGGGAGAAGCGAAAAAGUGGGUGAAAGAUGGUUUGGAACGCCGCGCUGAGAAGUGGCUUGAUGUGCGUCCUCGCGCUCUUGCUAGGUUUUACAUCUCCCCCGUGCAAAGCUCGGAUUUACACCAACCAUUGGGCUGUUCGGAUAACGGGGGGACCAGACUUCGCCGAUCGCAUAGCGGACAAAUAUGGCUAUAGAAACAUGGGACAGAUUGGGGACCUGAAGGAUCACUACCACUUCUUCCACAGUCGGACCAUCAAGAGGUCCACCUUGUCCAGCCUGGGGCGCCAUAACUUCAUCUCCAUGGAGCCCAAGGUGGAAUGGAUUCAACAGCAGGUGGUCAAGAAAAGGAUCAAAAGGGAUUACAAACCAAACCCACUCGUGUCUAGCUCGACCCUGACCAGCCCUGCCCAGAACAUCUAUUUCAACGAUGCCAAAUGGAGUAGUAUGUGGUACAUCCACUGUAACGAUGACAUCCAUAACUGCCAGUCUGGCAUGAACAUCAUGGGUGCCUGGAAGAGAGGCUACACAGGGAAGGAUGUGGUGGUCACCAUCCUGGACGACGGCAUCGAGAGGAACCACCCAGACCUCAUACACAACUACGACAACCAGGCCAGCUUCGACGUCAACGGCAACGACAUGGACCCCAUGCCGCGUUACGAUGCCAGCAACGAGAACAAACACGGGACACGGUGUGCAGGUGAAGUGGCAGCAUCUGCUAACAACUCCCACUGCAUUGUGGGAAUUGCCUACAACGCUCGGAUUGGAGGCGUGCGGAUGCUGGAUGGGGAUGUGACAGACAUGGUGGAGGCUAAGUCCCUCAGCCUGCAGCCCCAGCACAUAGACAUCUACUCUGCCUCCUGGGGCCCCGACGACGACGGCAAGACCGUGGACGGGCCGGCUUCCCUUGCUCGGCAGGCCUUUGAGAACGGCAUCCGCAUGGGGAGAAAGGGCCGGGGUUCCAUCUUCGUGUGGGCGUCCGGUAACGGCGGGCGCAGCCGCGACCACUGCUCGUGCGACGGCUACACCAACAGCAUCUACACCAUCUCCAUCUCCAGCACGGCCGAGAGCGGAAGGAAACCCUGGUACCUGGAGGAGUGCUCCUCCACCCUCACCACCACCUACAGCAGCGGAGAGAACUAUGACCGCAAGAUAAUCACCACGGAUCUGAGGCAGCGUUGUACCGACAGCCACACUGGGACCUCAGCUUCUGCCCCCAUGGCUGCGGCCAUCAUCGCCCUGGCCCUGGAGGCAAACUCUCUGCUGACCUGGAGGGACGUUCAGCACAUCAUCGUCAAGACGUCUCGAGCCGGUCACCUCAACGCCCCCGACUGGAAAACCAAUGCCGCGGGUUACAACGUGAGCCACCUGUAUGGCUUCGGCCUGAUGGACGCGGAGGCCAUGGUGAAGGAGGCGGAGCGAUGGAAGCAGGUGCCCUCGCAGCACAUCUGUGUGGAGAGUGCCGACCGUCAGAUCAGGACGAUCCGCCCUGAGCAUGUGGUGCGGACGGUGUACAAGGCGACGGGGUGCAUCGAUAACUCCAACCACCAUGUGAUUUACCUGGAGCACGUGGUGGUACGCAUCACCAUCACACACCCCCGCCGUGGGGACCUGUCCAUCAACCUCACCUCCCCCUCAGGAACCAAGUCUCAGCUGUUGGCCAACAGGUUGUUUGACCACUCCAUGGAGGGCUUUAAGAACUGGGAGUUCAUGACCACACACUGCUGGGGGGAGAAGGCUGCUGGAGACUGGAUCCUGGAGAUCCACGACUCACCUUCGCAGCUCCGCAGCCAGAAGGUUCCAGGCAAGCUAAAGGAAUGGUCGCUGGUUCUGUAUGGGACCUCUGUGCACCCUUACUCCUCGCUGCACGUUGAGAACCUGCGCUCUGCCGAGGCCCCCAUCGAUGAGGAGUUCACAGAGGAGUACAACGGCCCCUGUGACAGGGAGUGCAGUGACAACGGCUGUGAAGGACCCGGCCCUCACCAGUGCAGCAACUGUCUUCACUACUUCCUCAAGUUUAAGAACAACACCAGGACCUGUGUGUCGGACUGCCCUACUGGGUUUUUCCGUGACGACAGGAAACGCUGUAAGAAGUGUUCAGCUCAGUGUGACACAUGCGUGGGUAGUCGUAGCGACCAGUGCACCACCUGUCGGACGGGCUACUAUCUCAGCGAAGGCUCCAACACCUGUGUGGCCAGCUGCGAGGACGGCUUCUACUUCGACCAUGACGCCAGCAUGUGCAGGAGAUGUCAUGAGAACUGUAAAAAGUGCAGCUCAUCCAGCGUGUGCUCAGAGUGCAAGCAUGGGAUGAGCCUCCAGAACAACAAAUGUCAGAUGACCUGUGACCCCGGAACCUACUACAACGGGCACAGGAGGGCGUGUGAAGUGUGCCACCGGGCAUGUGCCACCUGCGCAGGCACGGGGAUAGAGGCGUGCAACAAGUGCGCGGAGGGCUACUUCCUGGAGGAGUGGCGCUGUGUGCCCAGUUGCAGCGUGGGAUACUACCUCUCCGAGCAGACCUCAGACAAAGGAGACGCCCUGAAGUCCUGCAAGAAGUGUGACCACAGCUGCCAGUCGUGUUCAGGUUCUGGGGAGAGGAACUGCAGCACCUGUGUGAGUGGAUACAACCUGGAGGCAGGAGUCUGUGUGGUCAGCACCAUCUGCAAGGAUGCAAAUGAAGAAUCGUGGGCGGAGGGCAGUUUCUGCGUGCUCGUUAAAAAGAACAACCUGUGCCAGCGGAAGGUGCUGCAGCAGCUGUGCUGCAGAACGUGCUCCUUAAAGGAAUGAGGAGGGAGGGCAGGGGGGGGCCGUGACCCCACCCCCCAGACAGCCCACAUGCUCGCUCGCUCACGGUCACGUAAUUUAUAAGAGAGUCCGUGCCUCUUAAAGGAACUGUGUCGGAGGUGCGAUGACAGAAGUACAACAAACCUACCUUUAUUUUUCUGUACGGGGACUCAAGGUCAGGGGUCAUACGACUGGGAUGGACAAACAAACAGACGAAUAAACAAAACUAGUCAUGUGUCGGUAUUUUGUGACCAAAGCAUCGAUGCCAAAAUAAUUGUUCCUAUUAUUAUUAUUAUUAUUAUUAUUUUAUUUUAUUUUUUUGCCAGUGUAGGAUAUGUAGCUUGAAAGGAAGUGACCCGCCCACUGAAUCUGAGUGUUCAUUGGAUGCACAGACAAACGUGAUGAACCAUGGAAGAGACAGGUGGCCUGCUUGUAAAUAAACUUCAGAAAGCUCACUUAAUAAUGUGAAAACUGUCUGGGCUUGACUUUGCUAUAUAUAUAUGUAUACAUAUAUAUAUGUGUAUGUAUAGGU